Messenger RNA from Helobdella robusta, 1083 nucleotides. RefSeq lists its product as hypothetical. Lineage: Eukaryota; Metazoa; Annelida; Clitellata; Rhynchobdellida; Glossiphoniidae. The record is from RefSeq and is a predicted model, not a curated record. The transcript is spliced from 3 exons. The coding region runs from base 1 to 1083 and encodes 360 amino acids.
AUGAUCUAUGAGAGGCAUGUUAGAUCCUUAUGUACAGUUUACAAUAUAAUAACAGUUUGCCUUGCUGGUUUCUUAAUGUUGAGUCAAGGACAUGUACCAAGCACGACUUCCCUCACUCUGUGCCAUGUGUGUUAUAAACAUUUUAAAGUGGGGCAGGAUGGUACUCUCGUUAGACAUGGCGGAAAAGUGAAAGGCUCAGAAUGUCCGGGAUCUUUGAAGCACCCACCUUCGAGCAGAAAACGAAGGUCGCUCAAUGUCGUCAACGCCAACAUCUCAAAGACGAGUGAAGACUCAAGGGUCCUUGAUACCGCUGUCGAUAUGAAGAGUAAAUCGUCACUGGCUGAAAAAUUUGUUGAAAAAUCAUCGGGCUGUCGGUUAGUUGACCAUGUGCCCAAGCAAUCACGUGGUAAGUUUGGCCGGAUGUUGAAGGAUAUUUUGAAUAACAUCUGUGAUAACCCAUCAAAUGCCAUUCUCUGGUUCAGGUUGCUAUUCAUUCCCCGCUUGAUUCUCCGAAAGGAUCUUCGAGGUGGAGGAAAAAAAAACAUCAGCGCAAAAAUUAAUAGCAGAUUAGAUGCUUUUGGAGAGGGCUCAUUGGAAGAGUUGAUGAAAUCUGUCGAACCAAUUGUAAAGGGGCAAGAUGAAAGGGUUCGUAAACCAAAGCUUAGUGCUUUAGUCAAAUGCAAAAUAGAACAGGGAAACGUGAGAAAUGCUAUGAGGAUUUUAGCAUCGACGGAUACGAUGGCUCCGGAUUCGACAGACACUAUCAACUCCCUAAAGGACAAACAUCCUCCCGCUCCGUUAGACAGAAAACCAAGUCCCAACAAAGAAUCGACAAGCGUUACAGUUAAUCCCCAACAAAUUAUGUUGUGCUUGAGGCAGUUUCCAAAAGGAACCUCAGGAGGUAGAGAUGGCCUAACCCCACAGCAUUUAAGGGAUUUAACGCAUGAUAAAAUAGAAACAUCAGAACUUAUCAGUGCCAUGACCGGUUUUAUCAAUCUGCUGUUGAGUGGCGUUUGUCCACCCGAGAGAACAUUGCUAAGUGCCCUUCUGUGCGAGACCCUGUACACUAAUAUUGUCUGUUGA